AUGUCGGUUCCAUUCACCUAUCACGCUAAGGCACAAUCCACUUUUAAGCCGCCUCUUAUUGCGAACGAGAACGCUUUCUUGGGCGAUAUACAAACAAGUGAAAAAGAGAACCCGGACAAGCCCAUGUCGGCGGGCUUCUACCGACUUGAAAAGGGAACCCCUCUCGUGUAUACGUACACCUACGACGAAAUGAAGAUCAUUCUUGAGGGCAAGUUUGAAAUUUCCGACGAAACGGGCCAGAAGGUCACGGCGACUCCGGGAGAUGUGUUUUAUUUCCCCAAGGGGGCUACUAUCACCUUUACGACGGAUGAUUUUGGGCUGGCGUUCUACGUGGGUACCCCAGGGCUGAGAUUGAACCACGCUAACGAUUGA
Molecule: messenger RNA, 372 nt
Organism: Penicillium soppii
Lineage: Eukaryota; Fungi; Ascomycota; Eurotiomycetes; Eurotiales; Aspergillaceae
Product: cupin domain-containing protein
Exons: 2
Coding region: 1-372 (123 amino acids)
Source: RefSeq, a predicted model, not a curated record